AUGCCCUGUACCAGGGACAGGGACAACACCAUCACUAAGAGCAUGCCCUGUACCAGGGACAGGGACAACACCAUCACUAAGAGCAUGCCCUGUACCAGGGACAGGGACAACACCAUCACUAUAAGCAUGCCCUGUACCAGGGACAGGGACAACACCAUCAUUAAGAGCAUGCCCUGUACCAGGGACAACACCAUGACUAAGAACAUGCCCUGUACCAGGGACAACACCAUGACUAAGAACAUGCCCUGUACCAGGGACAGGGACAACACCAUCACUAAGAGCAUGCCCUAUAUCAGGGACAACACCAGCACUAAGAACAUGCCCUGUACCAGGGACAGGGACAACACCAUCACUAAGAGCAUGCCCUGUACCAGGGACAGGGACAACACCAUCACUAAGAACAUGCCCUGUACCAGGGACAACACGAUCACUAGGAACAUGCCCUGUACUAGGGACAACACCAUCACUAAGAACAUGCCCCAUAUCAGGGACAACACCAGCGCUAAGAACAUGCCCUGUACCAGGGACAGGGACAACACCAUCACUAAGAGUAUGCCCCAUAUCAGGGACAACACCAUCACUAAGAACAUGCCCUGUACCAGGGACAACACCAUCACUAAGAGCAUGCCCUAUACCAGGGACAACACCAUCACUAAGAACAUGCCCUGUACCAGGGACAACACCAUUACUAAGAACAUGCCCUGUACCAGGGACAACACCAUCACUAAGAACAUGCCCUGUACCAGGGACAACACCAUCACUGAGCACAUGCCCUGUACCAGGGACAACGCCAUCACUAAGAACAUGCCCUAUACCAGGGACAACACCAUCACUAAGAACAUGCCCUGUACCAGGGACAACACCAUCACUAAGAACAUGCCCUGA
Haliotis rufescens (red abalone) is the source of this 885-nucleotide messenger RNA. RefSeq names its product extracellular matrix protein A-like. The record is from RefSeq and is a predicted model, not a curated record. NCBI's taxonomy places the organism in Eukaryota, Metazoa, Mollusca, Gastropoda, Lepetellida, Haliotidae. Bases 1 to 885 code for a protein of 294 amino acids. The transcript has a single exon.